Tribolium castaneum (red flour beetle) is the source of this 2552-nucleotide messenger RNA. Its product is annotated as potassium/sodium hyperpolarization-activated cyclic nucleotide-gated channel 1. The record is from RefSeq and is a predicted model, not a curated record. Gene Ontology annotation, biological process: regulation of membrane depolarization; potassium ion transmembrane transport; sodium ion transmembrane transport. Lineage: Eukaryota; Metazoa; Arthropoda; Insecta; Coleoptera; Tenebrionidae. The transcript is spliced from 9 exons. Bases 71 to 1699 code for a protein of 542 amino acids. Gene Ontology annotation, cellular component: HCN channel complex. Gene Ontology annotation, molecular function: voltage-gated potassium channel activity.
UAUCAUAGUAACAACUAACCAUUUCUAUUGAUGUCUAUCAAACUGUGUCAAAUUUUCCUCACAUUUUGAAAUGACUACACACUCUCACAAAGUCCGCCGCGUACAAGGCCACGAAUGCAGCCUUCCCCAAGAAGACGAACUCAUCACUCUUUACAUAAACGGCGGCUUAUUUGUGGACUUUCGCCGAAGGUUCCGCCAGUACCUAAUGGUCAGCGCUGCAAACCCCGAAAGCAAAACCGUCCUCAAAUCCACCGCCCAAAUUCGACUCGAGGAAUCCAGACACCUCCGACGGUACUACCACAUGAUCCACCCAUUCAGCGAAGCCAGAAUGACAUGGGAGAUGAUAAUGAUCGUUGUGUACACAAGUCUUCUCGUCCUCAUGCCUCUGGAACUGGGAAUUCCAAUCACAGAGUCGUUGAUUCUCUACUCGAAGUUUUUCCUGGACUUGAUUUCGCUAAUGGACAUUGCGUUGUUCUUCUGUACUGGAUAUUUCGACGUCAGGAAACAUAAGAUAAUAUUGAAACCCACGCUGGUUUUGAAAAACUACCUCUUCCCUUUUUUUUUCUUCGACUUGAUCUCGUCUUUACCGUACAACAUGUAUAUCGUCCAGACGAAGUCGUAUGACUUGCGCUGGUUGAAAUUUUUCUACUUGGUUAAACUGACACGACUACCAACUUUGAGCAAAUACAUCAGGAAGUUUUGCAUUCGAAUGGAAUUGUACAGUUACAAAUUGUCAACUGUUAAUUUUGCGUUGUGGUUUUUUACGGCCAUUUGGUGGGCCACAGCAAUCACUUUACUCGUCUAUUCCUCAGUCGAAAAUUACUCUUUACAGUACUACAUCGAAAAUCCCGACAUUUUCAACCCAACUCUAGAAUCCUGCUACCAAGUUGUGAGAGCGUUUAUGUUGGUGGCAAUGAGCAAAAUACAAACCGAUAGACCUUUAACAAUGAUUUUCAACAUAAUUUGUAUCCUAAUCGGAAGCGUUCUAAACAUGGUCAUUUUAGCCCAAGUUAUGCAAAUCUAUAAGCGGCACUCAAGCUCCCGAAACAAAUACGACAAUUUGCUCCAAGAAAUCGCAGAAUAUAUGAACUACAAGGAACUGCCACCACCUAUCAAAAACAGGGUGUUCCGCUAUGUUGAAUUCAAAUUCCAGAAAAAUAUCUUCAAGGAAGCCGACAUCCUCAACACUUUGUCCAAAAUCCUGAAACAGGAUAUUUUGCUGCACAAUUGCAAGAAAAUGGUCGAGAAGGUUGACUUCUUCAAGGGCUUGCCAGGUUCUCUAAUUUUGCGUUUGGUGACGAAGCUUCGAUCGGAGAUUUAUUUACCAAACGACCUCAUUGUCCAAGCUGGAAUUCCAGGAAACGCCAUGUAUUUUAUUUAUGUUGGAUCGGUCGCCGUGUACACUAUCAAUGAGCAAGAAAUUUGUCAUUUGGAGGAUGGAAGUUACUUCGGCGAAAUCUCCUUAGUUAUUAACGAACCUCGAGUCGCCAGUGUCAUUGCGAUAACAAACUGUGAGGUGUUCAGACUCAGUCGUAAGGAUUUUAUGGAGGCAAUGGAGCCAUAUCCGAACUUGACUGGAAAAAUUCGCGAAAAAGCCUUGAGCAGAUUGAAGAGAACCAAGCAGAUGACUGACGAUUACCACCAAAGAAUCAAAGCUAAGGUUUCAGUUGCGUUCGAUGAGCCAACCAUUUUGGAUUAAGCUGCGUUUUAUUGUUUAAUCAAGUACUUUCGUUGACGUGACUUGUCCAAUUCCAUUAUUUCUUAUCGGCAGAGGUUGUAACAAUAGCUUUCGUUUAUCACCUCCAAACAAUACAAUUUCUCCUAAUGACAUUGUUAAAAUUCCAAUUUAUUUCCUACUUUGGGCGUUAUGUACAUUUUUACGACUAAAAUUAAUAAUCACGAGGGUAUAAAUUCAAAAAAAACUAAACCAAAGCAGUCAAACUAACUAAAAUGAAUUUCGAUAUUUGCGCACUAUUUUUGUUACUUGGUAUUUGCACAGUUGUUACAGGAACCUACGAUUCCGAUGAGGACUGCGAAGACGAAUCAGACAUUGAACCCGAAAAGCCGCAUAUUGGUUCGGGUUCGUUUGACAGAAAGUCGAAGAGAUUCGCGCUGAUAAGGAAUCAGGUCUCCGGUCUUGUGCUAGACGCCCGUAAGGGUCAUGUUGUAGUUGAACACUUUAGCACUUCUCCAAGCCAGUUGUGGAAAGUAGAGGAUGCAGGUUCUGGCACUUUUUACAUCAUCAAUAAAGCUACAGGCAACGCUUUAUACUUGGAUUAUCAAAACGACAGAAAACGAAAUUAUUUAAUUACAAUACCCAAAUAUUCUUUAAAUGAAAACAAUAAGUGGAGUGCGCAAUGGUAUGUCAAUUCUGAUGAUACAAUUGUGACCUCCCGUAAGGAACUUGCCAUUACUAUACAUAGUGAAGAUUUUUCACCUGGAGAUAAAGUGAUAGGGUUUCCGAAGCAUGGAAGGCACAAUCAGUUGUUUGGUUUUCAAUAUAAAUAAAUGUCUUGUAACAGCUUUCAACAACCAAUACAUUAUUUACUAAA